AUGCAAGUCCCUCCACUUGCCGCCUUUGCCGCACUGCUCCGCCAGCCUGGUGAAGGCAUCGCACAGUGUCGGCAGCAGGGUGAGGAAGACCUUGGCGCACAUGGCGCCGUAUGGCGUCAGGCUGCUGACGUUUCUGACGGUGACGGACUUUGUGCCUUGCGAUCUUACGGUCUCGGUGAGGGUCUCAUGUUUGAGCAAGUCGGCGGUGAACUGUGCGCCCGAGUAGGCGGAGACGUACGCACACGUGAACUCGGCGACGAACUUUGUGAGCCCCUCCGCCAGACCGUCCAGCAGGGGACUUGA
This is a messenger RNA of Babesia ovata, 303 nucleotides long. RefSeq lists its product as uncharacterized. The transcript has a single exon. NCBI's taxonomy places the organism in Eukaryota, Apicomplexa, Aconoidasida, Piroplasmida, Babesiidae. The record is from RefSeq and is a predicted model, not a curated record. Bases 1 to 303 code for a protein of 100 amino acids.